CGGACCGGCCUGUGCGUCUCUCGGUUAGGAAUCGACCCUGGAGAAGAUGGAAGCGGGGAAGCGGCCGGAGCCCUACUCGGGCCUGUUCGCCGACGGGCACCUGGUCCUGUGGACUCUGUGCUCGGUGUUACUGCCCGUGUUCAUCACCCUCUGGUGCAGCCUUCAGCGGUCGCGCCGGCAGCUGCACCGCAGGGACAUCUUCCGCAAGAGCAAGCACGGGUGGCACGACACGGACCUGUUCAGCCACCCCACCUACUGCUGCGUGUGCGCGCAGCACAUUCUGCAGGGCGCCUUCUGCGACUGCUGCGGGCUGCGCGUGGACGAGGGCUGCCUCAGGAAGGCCGACAAGCGCUUCCAGUGCAAGGAGAUCGUGCUCAAGAGCGACGGCAGGGCCCUGGACGCCAUGCCUCACCACUGGAUCCGGGGCAACGUCCCCCUGUGCAGCUGCUGCGUGGUCUGCACGCAGCAGUGCGGCAGUCAGCCUAAGCUCUGCGAUUACAGGUGCAUUUGGUGUCAAAAAACUGUCCAUGAUGAGUGCAUGAGAAACAGCUUGAAGAAUGAAAAGUGUGAUUUUGGAGAAUUCAGAAACCUCAUCAUUCCACCAAGUUAUUUAACCUCUAUUAAUCAGAUGCGUAAAGACAAAAAGACAGAUUAUGCGAUGCUGGCCUCCAAGCUCGGAAAGCAGUGGACCCCGUUGAUAGUCCUGGCCAACUCUCGUAGUGGGACCAACAUGGGAGAGGGGCUGCUGGGGGAGUUCAGGAUCCUUCUAAACCCCGUCCAGGUUUUUGAUGUAACGAAAACGCCCCCUCUCAAAGCCCUGCAGCUCUGCGCCCUGCUUCCCCACCGCUCGGCCCGAGUGCUGGUUUGCGGCGGGGAUGGGACUGUGGGCUGGGUGCUGGAUGCCGUGGACGACAUGAAGAUCAAGGGGCAAGAAAAGUACAUUCCACAAGUUGCAGUCCUGCCUCUGGGAACAGGCAACGAUCUCUCCAACACGCUGGGCUGGGGUACGAGUUACGCGGGGGAAAUCCCGGUCGCCCAGGUCUUACGGAAUGUGAUGGACGCAGAGGGCAUUAAACUGGACCGAUGGAAAGUUCAAGUAACAAAUAAAGGAUACUACAACCUGAGAAAACCCAAGGAGUUCACAAUGAACAACUAUUUUUCGGUCGGACCUGACGCGCUCAUGGCUCUUAAUUUUCACGCUCAUCGCGAGAAGGCACCAUCUCUGUUUUCUAGCAGAAUUCUUAAUAAGGCUGUUUACUUAUUCUAUGGAACCAAAGAUUGUUUAGUGCAAGAAUGUAAAGACUUGAAUAAAAAAGUUGAGCUAGAGCUGGAUGGUGAGCGAGUAGAGCUGCCUAAUUUGGAAGGUAUUAUAGUUCUGAACAUCGGAUACUGGGGCGGCGGCUGCAGACUAUGGGAAGGGAUGGGAGACGAGACUUACCCCCUAGCCAGGCAUGACGACGGUUUACUGGAGGUGGUUGGAGUAUAUGGGUCUUUCCACUGCGCCCAGAUUCAAGUGAAACUGGCAAACCCUUUUCGAAUAGGACAGGCCCACACAGUGCGGCUGAUUUUGAAGUGCUCGAUGAUGCCAAUGCAGGUGGAUGGGGAGCCGUGGGCCCAAGGGCCCUGCACUGUCACCAUCACUCACAAGACACACGCAUUGAUGCUGUACUUCUCCGGAGAACAGACGGAUGAUGACAUCUCUAGUAACUCGGAUCCAGAGGACCUCAAGGACACCGAGUAGCUGGAUGAGCAGAUGGAAACUUACAGUAGAAUCCUCACAGACAAGUAAAUGCAUACUUGUCCAAAGUAGAAAUUCUCUAUCAACUGUUUAGUCUUCUUGUCGCCAGUAGUACAAACAGCAUUUCUGUAAAUAGCAUUCCAGAAACAGCCACACUUCCAGUUGUUUACUAAUGCCUGUUUUGUUUUUUAAGCAAAACACUUUGAGCGUACAGCCCUCAUUUAAAAAGUCACAGCACUUUACCUGAAGGUGAAGUGUCUUUUUCGUGGCUCUGUGCUUGAGAGAGAGGCUCACUGAAGGGUGCCUCGCCUUCCUUGUCCUUCAACCACACGUUUGAUGGACACAUGCAUCCAACAAGAUGUGGGUGGAAAAAUCACUUCCAUCUUAACUGUUAAUGUGGUGACACCACAACAUUGUAAAAAUUAACUUGCUAUUUUGAAAGGAGGUGGUUGGUUUCCACCCAGCAUGGUUAAUGCUGGGCCCCUCCUACGGGGUGUGCCUCCUAAGAUUUCCUACAGCCCAGCACCAAGUGGAUCCGUAAGCAUUUAUUUCCAAGAAACCCUAAAAAGAGAAAUGUAAAGGAAAGAUGAUACUUAAAGUUUUUAUUAUAAUUUUUAUUUUAGGAGUGUUUUCAGACCAGCAAAUGUUCGGUUAACCCUAGUAAUGACCAUGUUGAGCUGCCGAAAGUCAGCAUCUCAUUAGAACCCAGCAUAGCCAAAGGAGAACCACAUGGGUGAAUUGGUAAAAAUUGACAUUCAGAAUACUUUAGAUUGAAAGUUAUAGUUCCAAGCUGGACAGUUCACCACUUCUUUUUUGAUUAAAAGACAAUGUGAGCAGUUCAAAACAAUGUACUAAAGAAAUUUACUAGUCAUAUUAAUUUCUCAAAAACAGUUUUGGUAAUGAUUGCUAAGUGGUUUUCUUAUAGUAGUCUCUUAUAGCCAAAGUACUUCACAGAAUUUCUCCUCGGGGAAGUGACAGAUGCUCUGCUAAAAUGUUUCUAUCAUAUUUAUUUUAAGAGAGAUAUAUUUUUUUUACUUAUUUAUUUACUUUAUUGUGGUAACCUGUGUUUAGUGUUUACAGUAUAUGACUAUUUAAUAAGUUAAAUUGAUCACAUAAAUUCUAGUCACAAUCAGAUAAAAUGUAGUCUGUUGACUAAGUAAUUAAAACCCAUAAUUUAAUUCUCCUGACAGAUAUGUCAUUUUUCAGAAAUAUUCCUCAAUUUAAAACGGGAGUGGUGGUGAAAGCAAGAGCAGACUACUUUUGGAAAACUGAAUGUUCUAUUUCAUUGUUUUAUUUGACCCUCAAUUGCCAAAAACUUACUGAAGAGCUCGUCUCAUGGUUACCCAGUAGGGGGUGCUCUUCUGUUGUUAACCAACCUGCUCCCUCCAUCCCAGGCUUCAGCAGACCCACUGGGCGUCCAGCCUGGUGUUUUUCUAACAAAUGGCCUGUUUGUGUGCUUGCUGGGCUUUCAUAUCAUUAAUCUCUGAAAGAUUAAAAUGUAUCCCCCAAAACAUCAUUAGCUCUCCUUAAGGAGCUGUUAUGAUUCUAUCACCUAUGAAUUGCGGUAAACUUAAACUUCAGUCUCCUGCAGGCCCAUGAACAACCUAAUGCUAAUUACAGUAGUCAGUAUAUUAUAUAAAAUACUUCCAUUCUGCUGAAAUUAACCUCUUGCAGACCUCAACAGGAAGUGCUAAGUUCCAAUACUGAGAGAGUUUCGGGAGUGGAUCUGUUCCCACCUUCUUCAUACACUACACCUACACAGUGAUGGGAGAAUUUCAUGGAUUUUCUUUCACGGCUGAUCAUGCUUGGAGUAUAAUGAGUUUUAUUCUUUAAUUCAGCGUCAGAAUUGUUACAGAUAUCACCUUUUACAAAUACAGGUGGGCAAA
This is a messenger RNA of Miniopterus natalensis, 3624 nucleotides long. The record is from RefSeq and is a predicted model, not a curated record. NCBI's taxonomy places the organism in Eukaryota, Metazoa, Chordata, Mammalia, Chiroptera, Miniopteridae.